Molecule: messenger RNA, 1891 nt
Organism: Pelagomonas calceolata
Lineage: Eukaryota; Pelagophyceae; Pelagomonadales; Pelagomonadaceae
Source: the annotation of a GenBank genome assembly
AUGGCAUCGCUGGACACCUGCGAGCCAUCGAUCGAUGCCGCACGAAGAAACGGCACAAGUGCCACUGCUGAGGACAUGAGCGCUGCAGGCACCGCACUGUGCGACGCCAACGACGCGACGGUCACGCCGGACACGAGCGCCGCGCAACGAACGAUCACGCCGGACACGAGCGACGAGAACGACGACAACCCUUUGUUGGAUGACGUCUCGGACCCCGACGUCGACGCGUGCCUCCGCGUGCUCGACAGGAUCACAAAAGACCCCGCGGCCUUCGGGACGCCGCAACAUCGAAGGUUGCGCGGCGCGGUGCGCGCCGCGCACGGGGCCCUGACGGCCGGCGACUUCGGUGGCAUGGACGGUUUGGUCCACGGGAGAAGGCGGCAGCUCCGGAAGGAGAGGGAAGCUAGAGCGACGCGGCGCCGCGACCUAGACCAGAAGCACCGCGACUCGACGCAGUUGAGAAAGCAGCGCAUCGACAAAUUGAAAGCCUUGGAGAACGACCAGGGGCCCCUUUUGCUGGCGCCGGACGGCGCGGCCAAGGAAGGUACAUCAUCUUUGAACGCCGAGACGACGGAUAGUUUCCGACACUGCUACACGUGUAAAAAACGCUUCGACGGCCUCCACGAGUUCUACUCGCAGCUCUGUCCGUCUUGUGCUGCGCUCAACUGGCGCAUGCGGUCGCGCACCGAGGACCUGUCGGGCCGCGUCGCGCUGCUCACGGGCGCGCGCGUGAAGAUCGGCUUCGAGACGGGCCUCAAGCUGUUGCGGGCCGGCGCUUAUUUAAUAGCGACGACGCGCUUCCCCCACGACCUCGCGGCGCGCUACGGUAUGCUUGCGGCGUUCUUUUUUGUGUCUUCGCCCCCGAACGCACGCGUCCGCGCAGGGCGCGAGGCCGACGCGGACGAGUGGCGCGGUCGUUUGGAGGUGCACGGCUUGGACCUGCGGGAUCUGCGGGGCGUCGAGACGUUCUGCGCGUUUAUCGCGGAGAGGCACGAGGCCCUGGACGUCCUGGUGAACAACGCGUGCCAGACGGUAAGACGGCCGGCGCGCUACUAUUCGACGCUCGUCGAGGGCGAGCGGCGCAUGAGCCUGACGGACGGUAGUGGUGGUGAGAAUGGCAUCGCCGUCGUGUCCUGUGUGGAAAUCAAAUUUUGGGCGCCCCACGCCAUCGACGCGAUGCUGUACCUAUAAUUGCGUCUGCUCGAUGGCGUAGAGUUUCACGCCAUCGACGCAACCUAACUCAUUGGUUGAUUUCCACAGGUCGUGUCGCGCAACGACGCGUCGAAGGCGUUGGCGGUGGUAGCGCCCGAGGACGAGACCGUCUCUUUUGUCCAAGGCAAGACGGACGUCAACGGCCAGCAGCUCGACCUCCGGGAGCACAACUCCUGGACGGCGACGCUGGACGAGGUGGCGACGGCCGAGGUCGUCGAGGCCCAGGCGAUUAACUGCGUGGCGCCGUUCAUCCUGUGCUCGAAGCUCCAGCCGUUACUGGCGAAGGCGGCGCAGUUGCGAGAUCGGGCCUUCGUCGUGAACGUCUCGGCCAUGGAGGGCAAGUUUUAUCGGUAUAAAACCCCGAACCACCCGCACACGAACAUGGCCAAGGCGUCGUUGAAUAUGUUGGUGAGGACCUGCGGCGCGGACCUCGCCAAACGACUACAUAUCUACAUGACGGCGGUCGACACGGGCUGGAUCAACGACGAGAACCCCGCUCCCAAGGCGUACCGCACGGCGCAGACGGGCUUCCAGACGCCUAUCGACGAAGUGGACGCGGCGGCGCGGAUUCUUCAUCCCGUGUUCGAUGGAAUCGUGUGCGAGACGCCUCUGUCAGGUGUGUUCCUGAAGGACUAUGGGGAGACGGAGUGGUAGGCCUGUCUAACUUGUCACAAUGUUA